AUGGAUAGCGUUAAAAAAAGAUUCAGUCACAUUCAGCCGCUGAAGUCGAACCGAGAAGAAAUUAGUCCAAGAAACUCAAGAGAGACGGCGGAAGAUGCAUAUAAUGGAUUAUCGCCCGAGUUAGUGCCAAUAGUGACAUUAUUAUCUUCGCAAUCACAUCGGAGAUACUAUGAAGGUAUUAUUAUGCUCUACUAUGAUUUGAAUGGAGAUGGAAAGCCAGCAGAUAGAGAAUGGAAAGAAGUUUAUGGAAUCUUGACGGGGAACCAAUUGGCAUAUUGGGAUGCUGCCCACUUAGCGGCAUUCAGAAAUAGUCCUGAAGCGUUGUUGGAAACGUCGUCGAAGCCGAACUAUAUCAAUUUUACCGAUUCGGUGUAUAAUGCGAUGAAGUCUUUACCAGCGGCCAAAAGAAACUUGGACAAUGUUAUUAUUGUAUCGACGACGUUGAAAAACAGAUAUAUUAUGCAGUUUAAAACGUAUCUGGAUUUACAGCAUUGGUACUUGGCCUUGAGGUUGGCUAGCUAUGAAUAUCUGUCGUUGCAAGAAGCUUACACUGGUGCAUUGUUAUCUGCAAGAGGUUCGAGGUUGUCUGAUAUCCGUACUAUUUUGGCAGAGAAGAGAUUCGACCACGAAGACUGGGUCAGUAUCAGAUAUGGUUCGGGUAUGGCUUGGAAGAGAUGUUAUGCUGUGAUCGAACCUUCAGUGCUAAAAAAGAAAAGUUUCCAACCUGGGAGAAUUUUGUUUUAUGAAUCGGAACAGAAAAAGAAGAAGCAAUUGAUGGCAGUAGUAGUGGGUGCCAGUAGCGUAACUGCAACUUAUCCCCAAUCUCAUUUGUUGAUUGACCAUAGUACCAUGUUGAAAGUCGAAGCAUCAAUUAACUUUAAGUCACCUUCCUUAUCUAGUAAAAUUUCGAAACAAGCAAAGGGAGAUUUUAAGAGUACCUCGAUAUUUUUGAUGCCUGAGCAACAUUCAUCUGUGCCAGGUUUCGAUACGUUGAUAAGGUUUUUGAUGCCAUUGAUGGAUUCAUUUGGGUUAUAUGGGAGACCUAAAAGAUUAAAGGCUGAUAGAAUUGAUCCAGAUUCUUUGUUGUUUGGCUUACCUACUUUACCUCAUGUUCAUUAUCUUGAAUUGGCUGAUUUACUUCCUUUGGUGUCUAGAGAUGACUUCUUGUCAUGGGAUGUAAAACAAUGGUCUUCUAGUAUGAAGGAUAUUAUGAGAGGGAAGUUGAGUAAGGGUUAUGAAGGAUGCGGUAGUUCUAGAGGAGUAGUGGGUGCUAUAACUUCAUUAAACAGUCCUACUCUGUCUGAUCACAAAAUUCCAACCCCUCCACCUAAGGAUACUUAUUCGCAAGUUUCUUCGCAGCAAAAAUCUCAACAGUAUCCAGUUCCAAUUCAACUGCAACAUCAAAAUCAACAUUUACAACGUAAGCCUCCAAAUCAAGAUCAAAAUCAAAAUCAAACUCAACCAUUUGAUCCUUAUCAAACCCGUGUCACAUCAAAUGGCUCCAAAAAUGUUAACAACUUGACUAUCAAUCCAAAUGCGGAUAAGCAAACUCUUGUUGUACCAGCAAACACUGAGGGUGUGCGUCAUCAAAAUCCUGAUGGGCAUCGUUCGACUCAGCUAGCAGAAAUAUAUCAGAAAUACGCUACUAUUAAAAGUCCUUCUGAUCAGUUUCAUAAUGAUAGAAAUCAAUUAUUGAAUGGAUCUGCUGAAGACUUUAAUGAAGAUGAAAUGCCGGAUGCUAUUCAAUCGCUUACUUUGAAUGGUGGCCCUUCUGAUGCAAUGUAUCCUGCAAAUGACGAUAAUUUGUUCAGUGACGAAAAUGAUGAAGAAAGUGAAGAAAGUGAAGAAGAAACAACGCCAAGACAGGUAGGUACAAUUCCUCAAAUUAACUUGAACGGUAAUUUAGAAUUACCGCAAUAUCAAGAUAGAAAUAGUAGUUAUUCUUCUGUUAAAUCUCCAGUGACUCAAUAUAAUGAGUUUAAUGAACAAUUCAAACAAAAUGUGGUCGAUAGAAAUGCUGACUCAAGGCACUUUGCAUAUCCAAGCGCAUACAAUAAUUCUAGUUCCGACGAGGAUAUUCCUGCACCACCACCUCACGAACUGAAACCUACUACCAAUUUAACAAAAUCCAAACUUUCCUACAAUUUACCUCAAAAUAUUAAUACUGUUCCUCAUGGUGCUACAACUCCACGAGCAACAAAGGGUGAUCGUUUGUCCAUACAUUCAGAAGCAGGAAAAGUCACUAGUGGUAACUCUUCACCUUAUUCAAAUGAAUCAGAGGAAGAUAGCAAAAAGUAUUCUUCAACACUUUAUCAGCCACAAUCGGAAUCACAACUAUCCUCUCAAUAUCCUAAUCAACUGAGACAAGGCCAUUCGCAUGAUCAGCCUCAAAAUCCACAGGCACAAAAUUUGUCUUCACCCCAGUCGGCAUUAGCGCCUGGUCCACAAGCGCAAACAUUAGCUCCAAGUAAGGGUUAUAAACAACCCCCUCUUCCAGCUCCUGUGCAAGUCCAACUCAAUCCUCAAGUACAUAAAGGGAGACACGCUUAUGGUCCUCAAGGGCAGAAAAGUCAGGUUCCACAAGCUCCUCCGCAACAGCAAGUAUACCCACAAUCAUUGCAAUUUGGAUAUCAACCUCAGCCUCAACCUCAGCCUCAACCUCAACCUCAGCCUCAACCUCAACCUCAGCCUCAACCCCAACACACCAGUGGUAAACCCAGAAUGAUGCCGCCAUCGAAUCAGUACCGUGGAGGUAAUUCGGGUUAUCAUCCAGGUCAACCAAAGCAUCAACAGCAACCACAUCCUCAACAGGGAUAUCCACGUCAGCAGUUUCACGAUGGGAUCCCAGCAUCAGUGAGCUUCAAUAAUUCAUCUCAUCAACAAAAGCCUGGUCAACAAUAUAGUCAACCCUAUAACAAUCGUAUCCAUGCCCCACAGGGUGCUCCCCAGCAAAUGGGCCUGCAACAAGGACCAUUUCAACAGCAACGAAAUUAUUCAAGCGGUUAUAUACCAAGACAAAAUGAUAUAACUACUCAGCAACAACAAUACCCACAGCAGACAGCUAAUGUGAAUGUUCCACCUACUCAUUAUCAAAAUCAUGCAAACAGUGGUGUUCCGCCUUCUGCUAUGAAUCGUGGACCACAAUAUCAAGGUGGACAAUCAAGACCAUACUGA
This is a messenger RNA of Debaryomyces fabryi, 3174 nucleotides long. RefSeq lists its product as uncharacterized. The transcript has a single exon. The coding region runs from base 1 to 3174 and encodes 1057 amino acids. The record is from RefSeq and is a predicted model, not a curated record. Lineage: Eukaryota; Fungi; Ascomycota; Pichiomycetes; Serinales; Debaryomycetaceae.